Molecule: messenger RNA, 1575 nt
Organism: Talaromyces marneffei
Lineage: Eukaryota; Fungi; Ascomycota; Eurotiomycetes; Eurotiales; Trichocomaceae
Exons: 8
Coding region: 1-1575 (524 amino acids)
Cellular component (GO): microtubule; membrane; cytoplasm
Molecular function (GO): GTPase activity; microtubule binding; GTP binding
Source: RefSeq, a predicted model, not a curated record
AUGGGCGCCUCAACCUUAGAUUCAACUUCCGGACAGAGAAUCCGUCACUUUGUUGGCGUCGAGAGUUCCAAGCAGCUCGCCUUUAUCGAUGAUCUCCAGAGGCUGGGCCUGAGUCGUACGGUCGACCUACCUGAGCUUAUCGUUGUAGGCGAUCAGAAUACCGGCAAGAGCUCCGUCCUCCAAGCCAUAACUGAAAUCUCAUUCCCCGUUGAAUCAGCAUUGUGCACUCGUUUCCCGAUCAAGAUUUCCUUUCGACAAACUCCUGGAGCAUCGACCUCUGUCCAAGCGGAGAUCAUUCCGGGCAAGACGACGCAGUAUGACGAGGAAUUAAUAGAGAGAACCAAGGAUUUCCGGUUUACGAGUAGUGAACUCACCAUCAGUGUCAUGGCAGACAUUAUACAAGAGGCAACAGACAGAAUUUUCGGCGACGAAGGUAAAGCAGACCAAACUCUGAGCGAUGCGAUACUUCGAAUCGAACGAUCCGGCCCAAACGAAAUGCACUGGACUAUCGUUGAUCUUCCAGGUAAUCCUACGGAUAACACAAAAAUAGCCAAGGAUUUGGUGCGGUCAUUUCUUGAAAAUGAGCGAAACAUCGUGCUAUGGGUAGUGGAUGACACGGAUAUAGAGAGACACAAGUCUCUGGAGCUGUUCGAAGAAAUUCCUGGUUUACAAAGUCGGACGAUAGGAGUUUUGACCAAGUGCGACCGCAAACAAGAGACUUCCGAUAACUGGAUGGUAAAACUGCUUAAAAACGAACCAUCGACCGAAAACCACCUCGACCAAGGUUGGUUUGGUCUGCGAAACAGGAAACCCAAAGAAGCACAUAUCAGUGAUCAAGAGCGAGACCAGAAUGAGAGUGAUCUAUUUGAGAAGCCCGAAUGGGCCAGCGUUCGCAAAAGUCAAACCGGUAUCAAGGUGCUCAUGGACCACAUUGACAAGGCACGCCGCUCUCGCAUUCAGGAGAAAGAGCUUAAAAAACUUGGUGAAAAGGGCGACACUCCAGCUGCACAGCGAUCUUACGCAAUGCAAUUCUGCAAUUAUUUACAGAAGAUGGCAGAUUCGGCCCUACGUGGUCGUUACCAGGAUAUCCCAUUAAAUAAUCCUAACGUCAUGCUUCGUUUUAGGGUCAAUCAAAGACUGGACAUCUUUCAGAAGACCAUGGCGGACGGCGACGGGAUUGAGCCCAACCUAAGAUUCCAUUUGAUUGAAGACGCCCUCCAAUAUUUAGCUGAGUCGGGUGUCAGUCCUGAAUACUGGGUGGAAUUUAUCGCACAUAAUGACGGUGCAGAUCUUUAUUCAAGAAUUUACAAUGAAUCGAAGGUAUGUCGGGGAACAAACCUGCCUGGAACAAUCAGCCCCGAAGUCGAAGAGAAGAUCUUUCGAGAGCAAUCAGCACACUGGAGGGACAUCGCGUUCGAUUUGGUCAAUGACAUCAAAACUUUGGUGAAAGAAUGCUAUGAUAUCUUUCUGAAUUUGGCAAUACCAGAGGGCAGAGCCCGUGGCGAGGUGAUCGCGAUGACCUCCAAGACCCAAGAAAUCUGGGAUACAGAAGUUGAUGCCGCGUUGGAAUUUUGA